Athalia rosae (coleseed sawfly) is the source of this 3600-nucleotide messenger RNA. It is a transcript of the gene Tti1, whose product is annotated as TELO2-interacting protein 1 homolog. Lineage: Eukaryota; Metazoa; Arthropoda; Insecta; Hymenoptera; Athaliidae. The transcript is spliced from 15 exons. The record is from RefSeq and is a predicted model, not a curated record. Gene Ontology annotation, cellular component: cytoplasm. Bases 341 to 3493 code for a protein of 1050 amino acids. Gene Ontology annotation, biological process: chromatin remodeling.
UUCUAGACAGGAUGUAACAACCAUCAGUGCCCAGAAUUUGCAAUGGGCGGUUUAGCUUGAAUUAGAAGAAAAUUACAAAAAUUUCUCACUUUUACAGCGAAUUUUAAGCCUAUGGUGUAAUAGGGUUGAGAAAAUCUUGAAAUUGGUUCUGAAGUGUAUAAAACGUAGCAAUAAAUAUACGGAUCAGUUUAUUGCUUACAACGAUUUGACGUAUGAAAAGUCACGUGUGAUGCACAUUAUUAUGACAUAAGGUUAUGAAUUAUUCAGAAUAGGAGUAACAACUAAACAUAAAAUGACAUGAACACAUUAUUUCAUCAAUUGUUGUAAAGUUGUGGUCAGAAUGGAAAGAUUCAAAAUAGUUGAAGGACUUUCAAAAUGUAAGCCACUUUGCGAUGCUCUGAAAACGAAUCCAACAAUUGCUAAUGCAAAAGAGCUGCAAAAACAAGUUCUACAGAUAUCACCGGCUGUAAUCCAGGAUCUCCAAAGCUAUCUCCUAGUUCCUCUUGUCAUUCAUCUCCAUAACACUGAUUUGAGUAAGGAAAUAAAACUGCAUUUAGUCAACUGUUUGCAUGCAGUGAUUUCAAAAACUAGAAUUACAAAGGCAGAUGUAUUCUCAAAGUUAUUCUCUACACUGGUUCAUCAGAUCUUUGAUAAUAAUCAAAAAUUGAUGGUUAUUCAAUCUCAUGAAGAAUUGAAGGAGAAUGUACUAUCAACUUUAACAAGUCUAAUCUGUCAUGGUUGUACAGAUGUCAUUGAAGAAUUUUAUGUUCGUGAUAAUAUUGGAAAAUUGGGACAGGCUAUUUAUUUAUGCAUUUCAAUUGCAAAAACAGAAAGGUCUCAAUCUCUUAGAUUGACUGCAAUUAAAACAAUAAUUACCUUAUCCCUAGUACAUGAUGACGAUAGUGGCACAAUUGACUCAGGGCUUCAGGCUCAAGCCGCUGAUAUAAUAAUGCUGAUUUCUCCUGGGAUCAUCACUGGACUCCAAGAAACAGCUCAAGGCACUGAAAUUCAAAGUCACAGAAUUCCAAUGAUGGCUCUCCGUGCUUUAAAUAGAAUAUUAACUCUCAUAAUGGCAGACUUACCUGAGCCAGACAUAGUGACUCAUUUAAUUUCGCUCUCUGGACGAGACACUCGACCAUCUGAUCCUUUAGGAAUGACGUCCAGAUCUAAAGAUGAGAUGAUGAAGUUUAUGGAAACUACUAAAAGAACUCAGGAAUGGCUAGAUGCAGCUUCAAUAAAAUUUAAUGUUUGCAUACAAGCAUUGGUUGGAUUAGUUAAACAUUCAAACUUUAAAGUGAGAAAAGAAUUAGCCGAAUUCUCUUACUCAUUACUAGUGAAAUGUCCCAGAAAUAUGAAGACAAGUCAUAAAGAUUUAGCAGAAAUCUUGAUUACUCUUUCGGAAGAUGAUAAUGAUGAGGUAUGUCUGGCAGCAACAAAAGCGCUGAAUGAAAUUAGCAGAAAAUAUGCUGAAGGUAAUAACGCCAUUAGGCCCGUCUUAGAGGAACUAGAAGAAUCUUUUUACACCUUACUCACUAAACUGCCUAGAAUCAUGAGGACAGGUGACCAUUUUGAACAAAUAUCUUGCCUAAAUCACUUGGGGGGAUAUAUCAAAAUUUUGGGAAAAGAACGUCUGCCCCAAAUCAUGUUUUCAGUAGCACAUCUGCAAAGAUUACUUUUGGCAUUAGUCUAUACUACUGAAUUGGAUUGCGGUGAUAUUUCACUUUUGGAAGAUGUCGCUAUUAAAGAUUUCGAUAACAUAAUUCAUCACCAUGGCUUUGAUUCUUGGAAACAUUUCAAGUUUCUCCGUGAUUCAGCCAUUGAAAUAAAAAUAAAAAACAUCUGUCGACUUAUUGGGGAGAAUGGAGAUUUGAAAAUUUUAGUCGAUACAAUUCUUGAUAUGAUGUUGAAUAUGUCGCAGUAUAGAAAGGAGUUAACACUGUUGUUGAACUGGAUCAUAGGAGUUCCAGUUACACAUUCAUCAGAUUUUUCUGAAUACCAAUCAGUCGUAGAAUACUACAUGAUGCAGAGCACUUGGAAUUUACCUUUAACCGUCUCUGUAGACACAAGUCUUCGUCAGGCACAAAGUAAUGUGGUACAAUGUUGUCUUCUACUGGAAGGUUUAGAAAUUAUUGCUCAAGCACUUGGAAAACAAUACCAGAGAUUUCUCCUGAAGACACUUUACCUUGUUAUUGAAAGAGCUGGAAAUCGACAAACCUUGGUCAGUAUUGCCGGUUUUCGCACACUCACUUCUUUUGCUAAAGCCAUGCAAUGUGUGUCAACGGGAAAUCUCCUACAAGCAAAUGUUGACUAUUUAUCGUAUCAUAUCACGUUGAAAUUGCGUAGAGUUGAACGGAAUCUGGGGGUAUUAGAUGUAGUCAGUGUAGUCAUGAAACAGUGCACAAUGGACAUACUUCCCGCUUUGGAAGAAAUUGUCCAAGAUGUACUGUCACAGAGCAACAUGAACUUUCAGGAACAAAAUUGUUAUUCAUUCUUGAAAGUGUUUCAUACAUUCAUUACUUGCAUCAGACGAGUCUUGAAUAGCAAAAUAGAUGUGCGUCCAAAGACAGAAAUUGUCCAGGAUUUGGCAAAAUCAGAAGCAGUUAUUAAAAUAUUGGAAGAAUAUUGCAAAGCAAAGGAAAUAUCCAAAAAGCUAGAUGAUGAACUUCUGAGUGAAUCAUGUGAGGAAUCGUCUGAUUUGAACAAAGAAGACGAAGACUUACAGGAUUAUAAUAAUUACGAAGAAGAGAAAAAACCACCGAUACCACUGUACGCAAAAAUGACGGAGUCAAUACUGAAUCGUUGCAUCCAUUUUCUUCCUUCUAAAGAUGUUGCAAUAAAGUUACUUGCAAUAGAAACGUUGCAAGAAGGGCUCAUUAUUUUAAGUAACUGGGAGGAUGAAUUGUUACCAAUUGUGCACUUGCUGUGGCAUCCCUUGGUUCAUAGAUUCAGAGAUCCCAGUCCAAUCAUCAUUAAUCGAGCUUGGGGACUUCUUUGUACGCUAGCAUAUGUUUCUAAAGACUUUAUAAGGUCACGAACACUGAAAGAAGUAUUGCCAUCGAUCUCGGAUUUUUUAAUAAAGUCGGCGAAAGAAAGUUACAGAAAGGACUCUGGCCAUGUGUAUAAGUAUACCCAAGUAUUCAAGCUACAGAAGAAUUUACUUUCUCAGCUAGGAGAGGCUGUUGAUAAUUUGAAAUUUCGUGAACGAGAAGUGUGGGAUGUACUGGAAGCAGCAAGACCUUAUCUCAGCAAAUACCAACACCAUGACUUACAGAUACAUUGUGUUGAACUAUACAAGAAGAUCGCCGAUUACAAUGACGAUAUUGUUUGGGUAAAAUGUCUAAGUAUUUCUAGGACUCCAGAGAAUAUUACCAAAAUGUUACCAAGUUAUUCUGCUGAUGUCGAAAAGGUGGCAAAUUUCAAUAUACAAAACGAAUAUCAGGUGAACAUAGAAACGAUUUUAACUUACAUCCAAGAUAAAAUGUUAAAUAUGUAAAUAUAAUAUUGAUGUCAUUAUAUACAAAAUUAUGUUCAAUGUAUCUAUGCAACUAUGUACGCUAUUUUUACUGUUAGAUAAUUCAUUUAAUAAAUUGUUUACUUACA